Molecule: messenger RNA, 1691 nt
Organism: Diatraea saccharalis (sugarcane borer)
Lineage: Eukaryota; Metazoa; Arthropoda; Insecta; Lepidoptera; Crambidae
Source: the annotation of a GenBank genome assembly
GUGGCCAUACAUUUAUAUUUUGAUGUUCAUUCCAUAGGUUUGUUUUGGUUUGUUUAUUCACAAAGAUUUAAAACUUUUAAUACGAUGGCAGAUUCAAACACCCCUAUAUCAUGUCCCGUAUGCUGUCGAGAAUUCAAGAGAGACAUUAUCGAGGAACAUGUGAAUAAAUGUAUAUUUCUUAACACUCCAGAAGAUAGUGUCUCAAAAAGAGUCAAUACUUCAAGCGUUACUACAUCUCCUAAACGUAGAAAAUUGAAUUCUACUUCAAACGGUCCAAUAAAACGAGAAAGUGAAUCAUAUGAAGCAGAAAAAUCAAGCAAACAUACAGCUGUAUUGAAUAAAAAAAAUGAGAAAAUUCCUUUAGCUGAACACAUGAGACCAGUUGAGUUAGCUGAUCUUGUUGGACAUAUGGAUUCCUUUGGGCCAGGAACAAUGUUGCGGGCAAUGUUGGAACAGGAUAAAAUACCUAAUAUGAUUUUAUGGGGACCUCCUGGCUGUGGAAAGACAUCUUUAGCCAAUGUCAUUGCAAACAUUUGUAAAAAAAGCAAAACUAUGAGAUUUGUAAAGAUGUCUGCCACCAUGGCAGGUAUUAAUGAUGUGAAGGAAAUUGUAAAAAUUGCAAAAAAUGAGGCACAAUUCAAAAAGCAAACAGUCCUUUUCAUGGAUGAAAUUCACAGAUUUAACAAGCUGCAGCAAGAUACAUUUUUACCACAUGUGGAAAAUGGUACAAUAACACUCAUUGGAGCAACUACUGAGAAUCCUUCCUUUAGUUUAAAUAAUGCCUUACUCAGUCGGUGUCGAGUUAUUACAAUGCAAAAGUUAUCAAUUGAUGAUGUUUUGGAAAUAUUGCAACGAGCUGUGAAAAACAAUGAUGAUAUAGUUAUUACAGAUUCUGAAGAGUCUAUUGAAGAUAUGUGCAAGGAUCAUAUUCCAAGAAUCAUCGUGGCCAAGGAAUCAUUAAUAUGGUUGGCGGAAAUUUGCGAUGGAGACGCUAGAAUUGCUCUAGGAGCUCUUGAACUUUCAAUUAUGUCUCGCGAUUCAGAUAACGACGUAUGUAAGGACGGCCCGGCAAUCCUCUCGCUUGAUGACAUUAAAAAUGGUAUCAAGAGAACCCACAUGUUGUAUGACAAAAAAGGAGACGAACACUAUAAUAUUAUAUCGGCGAUUCAUAAGUCUAUUAGAGCAAGUGACGAUAAUGCUGCUCUCUAUUGGACUACGAGGGCUUUGCAUGGAGGUGAAGAUCCAUUGUUUAUAGCAAGGCGACUUAUACGUGCCGCCUGUGAAGACAUUGGUUUAGCAGAUUCAAGUGCUCUUGUAGAGGCCGUGGCGUGUUUGCAAGGUUGCCAGCACAUAGGAAUGCCAGAAUGCAAUGUGUUAUUGGUGCAGUGCGCUGUUCGACUUGCUAGAGCUCCCAAGAGCCAAGAAGUUUACAGAGCUAUGAAAAGAUGUCAACAACAUUUAGAAGGAAUGAAAGGGCCCCUUCCCUCGGUUCCGCUUCAUUUAAUAAAUGCACCUACAAAAUUAAUGAAACAGUUAGGUUUCGGGAAUGGUUACAAUAUGUUGCAUAAAGAUGAUUCGGGUCUCACCUAUAUGCCUGAAGGUAUGGAGAAUUACGAUUUCUUCAACGCAUCUGGAGAUUAAAAUAUGAAAACUGUAAUAAAUAAUUACUAAUAAAACCACAGGACUUCUAG